Molecule: messenger RNA, 1581 nt
Organism: Miniopterus natalensis
Lineage: Eukaryota; Metazoa; Chordata; Mammalia; Chiroptera; Miniopteridae
Product: cytochrome P450 4F3-like
Molecular function (GO): iron ion binding; monooxygenase activity; heme binding
Source: RefSeq, a predicted model, not a curated record
AUGCUGCAGCUGAGCCUGUCCUGGCUGGGACUGGGGCCGCCAGCAGCCUCCCCGUGGCUACUCCUGCUGCUGCUGGGAGCCUCCUGGUUCCUGAUCCGCUUCCUGACCUGGACCUACACCACCUAUGACAACUCUCGCCGCCUCCGAUGUUUCCCGCAGCCCCCGAAGCGGAACUGGUUCUGGGGUCACCUGGGCGUGGUGAAGAGCAAUGAGGAGGGCUUGCGGCUGAUAGAGGAACUGGGCCACCACUUCCGUGACGUCCACCUCUGGUGGAUUGGGCCCUUCUACCCCGUCCUGCGGCUCGUUCACCCUAAGUUUGUUGCCCCCGUGCUCCAGGCCCCAGCUGCCAUUGUGCCCAAGGACAUGCUCUUCUAUGGCUUCCUAAAGCCUUGGUUGGGGGAUGGGCUUCUGCUGAGUGCUGGUGACAAGUGGAGCCACCACCGCCGCCUGCUGACACCUGCCUUCCACUUUGAAAUCUUGAAGCCCUAUGUGAAGAUUUUCAACAAGAGCACAGACAUCAUGCAUGCCAAGUGGCAGCGCCUGGCCUCAGAGGGCAGAAACCGUCUGGACAUGUUUGAACACAUCAGCCUCAUGACUCUGGACAGUUUGCAGAAAUGUGUCUUCAGUUUUGACAGCAAUUGCCAGGAGAAUCCCAGCGAAUAUAUUGCUGCCAUCUUGGAGCUCAGUGCCCUCGUGACAAAACGGUCCCAGCAGAUAUUCCUGCACAUGGAUUCCCUGUACUACCUCACUCCCGACGGGUGGCGCUUCCGCAGGGCUUGCAACCUAGUACACAACUUCACAGACGCCAUCAUCAAGAAGCGGCGCUGCACCCUCAUUAGUCAGGGUUCCCAUGUCUUCCUCAAAGCCAAGGCUAAGGCUAAGACUUUGGACUUCAUUGAUGUGCUUCUAUUGUCCAAGGAUGAAAAUGGGAAGGGACUGUCAGACGAGGACAUCCGAGCGGAGGCUGAUACUUUCAUGUUUGAGGGCCAUGACACCACAGCCAGCGGCCUCUCCUGGGUCCUGUACAACCUGGCAAGGCACCCAGAAUACCAGGAGCGCUGCCGGCAGGAGGUGCAACAGCUCCUGGGGGACCGGGAGCCUAAAGAGCUUGAAUGGAACGACUUGGCCCAGCUGCCCUUCCUGACCAUGUGCGUCAAGGAGAGUAUGCGCUUGCACCCCCCAGUCACUGUCAUCUCCCGCUGCUGUACCCAGGACGUCUUGCUUCCUGACGGCCGGGUCAUCCCCAGAGGAAACACCAGUGUCAUCAGCAUCUUUGGGAUUCAUCACAACCCGUCGGUCUGGCCGGACCCUGAGGUAUACAACCCCUUCCGCUUCGACCCAGCAACGCCCCAGAAGAGGUCCCCUCUGGCGUUUAUUCCGUUCUCAGUGGGGCCCAGGAACUGCAUCGGGCAGACGUUCGCCAUGGCCGAGAUGAAGGUGGUCCUGGCGCUCACGCUGCUGCGCUUCCGAGUCCUGCCCGACUCCGUGGAGCCCGAGCCGCGCAGGAAGCCCGAGCUGAUCCUGCGCGCCGAGGGCGGCCUCUGGCUGCGGGUGGAGCCGCUGAGCGCCGGCCCGCACUGA